Diaporthe citri is the source of this 1446-nucleotide messenger RNA. RefSeq lists its product as uncharacterized. NCBI's taxonomy places the organism in Eukaryota, Fungi, Ascomycota, Sordariomycetes, Diaporthales, Diaporthaceae. Gene Ontology annotation, biological process: 'de novo' AMP biosynthetic process. Gene Ontology annotation, cellular component: cytosol. The transcript is spliced from 6 exons. The record is from RefSeq and is a predicted model, not a curated record. Gene Ontology annotation, molecular function: N6-(1,2-dicarboxyethyl)AMP AMP-lyase (fumarate-forming) activity; (S)-2-(5-amino-1-(5-phospho-D-ribosyl)imidazole-4-carboxamido) succinate lyase (fumarate-forming) activity. Bases 1 to 1446 code for a protein of 481 amino acids.
AUGUCUUUCGACACGUACCAGACCCCAUUGGGCUCCCGAUAUGCCUCCAAGGAGAUGCUCCAGCUGUUCUCGGCCCGCUCCAGGGCCAGCACCUGGCGCCAGCUCUGGCUCUGGCUGGCCGAGGCUGAGCAGGCGCUGGGCAUCGACCAGAUCACGCCCGAGGCGAUCGAGCAGCUGCGUGCCAAGCUCAUAAUCAGCGAUGAGGCCUUUGAGGUCGCCAAGGAGGAGGAGAAGCGUCGCCGCCACGAUGUCAUGGCUCACGUCCAUGCAUACGGGCAAGAUGCACCCGCAGCCGCCGGAAUCAUCCAUCUGGGCGCGACAAGUUGUUUUGUGACGGACAACGCCGAGCUCAUCUUCAUACAGAAGGGACUGAAGCUGCUUCUCCCCCGUCUAGCCAAGGUCAUUUCCAACCUCAGCCAGUUCGCCCUGAAGUACAAGGACAUGCCCACCCUCGCCUACACUCACUAUCAGGCUGCCCAGCCCCACACUGUCGGCAAGAGGGCUGCCCAGUGGACCCAGGACCUGAUGCUGGACCUCCGCAACCUCACCCGUGCUCUCGAGGAUCUCGAGUUCCGAGGCGCCAUGGGUACGACUGGAACCCAGGCUUCCUUCAUGGAGAUCUUCCACGGGGACGGCGACAAGAUUGACCGCCUUAAUGAGAUCCUCUGCGAGAAGGCUGGCUUCCCUUCCACCUACUCCGUCUCCACCCAGACGUAUACGCGCAAGGUCGACCUGAAUGUCGCCCAGGCCCUUGCAGGAGUUGGUGCCACUGCUCAGCGGAUUUGUACCGAUAUCCGCCACUUGGCCAACCUGAAGGAGAUCGAGGAACCUUUUGAGAAGGACCAAAUUGGAUCCUCAGCAAUGGCGUACAAGAGAAACCCAAUGAGGUCGGAGCGCAUCUGCUCUCUUGGUCGCAAGCUCGGCUCCAUUACCACUCCUUUCGUGGAGACAUAUACAACACAAUGGUUCGAGCGGACGCUUGAUGACUCUGCCAUCCGCCGAAUCGAUAUUCCAGAGGCGUUCCUUCUGGCCGAUGCCAUCCUACUCAGCAUGGACAACGUCACAAACGGUCUCGUCGUAUACCCUGCGGUCGUCCGCGCCAACCUGAUGAAGGAGCUCCCAUUCAUGGCAACCGAAAACAUCAUCAUGAAGAUGGUCGCCAAGGGUGCCUCCCGCCAGGAGUGCCACGAGGAGAUCCGCGUCCUAAGCCACCAGGCCUCCCAGGUCGUCAAGGGCGAGGGCAAGCCCAACGACCUCAUCGAACGGAUUCGCAACACUGCAUACUUUGCCCCUGUCCACGACAUCCUCGACGAGGUCCUCGACCCUGCCUUGUACGUCGGCCGCUCCGCCGUCAUUGUCGAGCGCUUCGUCGCCAAGGCGCAACAGGCUCUUGUCCCCUAUGCCGACUACCUCGGCAAUGCCGAGACUGCCCAGCUGUCUGUCUAA